AUGGCUGCUUCCCUCGUCCGCACCUCUGCCCGUACGGCCCUGCGCGCCGGAGCUUCGGCUACUCCCAGAACUGCCGGCAUGGCGGGCUUGACCUUUGCCCGCGGCAAGGCUACUCUCCCUGACCUGUCCUACGACUAUGGCGCUCUCGAGCCCUCCAUCUCCGGCAAGAUCAUGGAGCUUCACCACAAGAACCACCACCAGACCUACGUCAACAGCUACAACACUGCCAUUGAGCAGCUCCAGGAGGCCCAGCACAAGAACGACAUUGCGGCCCAGAUUGCCCUCAAGCCCCUGAUCAACUUCCACGGUGGUGGUCACCUGAACCACACCCUCUUCUGGGAGAACCUUGCUCCCAAGAGCGCUGGCGGUGGUGAGCCCCCGUCCGGUGCCCUGUCGACUGCCAUCAACGACACCUUCGGCAGCCUGGAGGAGUUCCAGAACAAGAUGAACGCUGCUCUUGCUGCUAUCCAGGGUAGCGGCUGGGCCUGGCUCGUCAAGGACAAGCAGACCGGUCACAUUGGCAUCAAGGCCUACGCCAACCAGGACCCCGUUGUCGGUCAGUUCCAGCCCCUGCUGGGUAUUGACGCCUGGGAGCACGCCUACUACCUCCAAUACCAGAACCGCAAGGCCGAGUACUUCAAGGCCAUCUGGGAGGUCAUCAACUGGAAGGCCGUGGAGAAGCGCUUCUCCGCCUAA
Messenger RNA from Aspergillus niger, 696 nucleotides. RefSeq lists its product as uncharacterized. NCBI's taxonomy places the organism in Eukaryota, Fungi, Ascomycota, Eurotiomycetes, Eurotiales, Aspergillaceae. Gene Ontology annotation, biological process: superoxide metabolic process. The coding region runs from base 1 to 696 and encodes 231 amino acids. The transcript is spliced from 4 exons. Gene Ontology annotation, molecular function: metal ion binding; superoxide dismutase activity. Gene Ontology annotation, cellular component: mitochondrion. The record is from RefSeq and is a predicted model, not a curated record.